Messenger RNA from Erinaceus europaeus (western European hedgehog), 731 nucleotides. RefSeq names its product TRAF3-interacting JNK-activating modulator-like. Bases 285 to 716 code for a protein of 143 amino acids. The record is from RefSeq and is a predicted model, not a curated record. Lineage: Eukaryota; Metazoa; Chordata; Mammalia; Eulipotyphla; Erinaceidae. The transcript is spliced from 2 exons.
AAGGAGAGAGCAGCAGGAGGAAGGGCCGGCGCCUGGAGGCUGUGUGUGGCAGUGUGGUUCCUGGGGGUCUGCGGACUGCCUGCUUGGGGGUGCCCGUUACUGUCUGCAGUGUGGCACAGCCCCCACAUGGCCCUGGGCUCACGGCACACCCUGCCCGACCGGGGGAGGCUUGGGACAGUCCGAAGGCUCGGACCCGGGGCUGCUGAUCUGGGCUCCCUGGCCCAUCGGGGUCCGCAGCUGUCCCGGGAGCGGGAGGCCGACACGACAGGAGCCGGGGGGCCACCAUGCCAGGCCAGGGCCCCCAGCCCUCCCCCCGCAGGGCCCGCCGGGCCGAGAGCUAUGAGGCCAAGUACGAGAGGCGGCAGGAGGCCUGGGAGAGCCGGUGCAGCCGCCCCAACGUCACCACCUGCCGCCUGGCGGGCGGGCACGCCGGGCACCGCGAGCGGCUCCACAAAGCCCGUCAGCAGCUGUUCCUACAGCGGAGGAACCUGGGGGCAGAGGAGCCUGGCGGGGUGCCCCGGGCCCCCUCACAGGGGCAGGUCCCACCUGCGGAGUCCCUGUCUACGGCCCCCCGACAACAGGUGGGCUUGGUUGGGGGCGGCGGUCUCAGGGCUCAGAUGGCCUCGAAACUCACGUGGGUGGUGGGCCGUGGAGCGCCGUGGACGCCUGCCUGUGGGAGAGGUGCUUCACCGCCGCCCCCACCCCAUGCCCCCUGAGACCCUCCCCUCCCC